AUGGUGCGUCUGACUGUCGAUCUGAUUGCUAAAUCUAGGAACCACUUCAAAAAGAAAAGGGGCCUCUCCCUCUCAGAGUAUCUCAAGACCCUCACCCACCUCCGCUUUUCCAACAAAAAUAUUGAAAGUAUUGGAGAUCUUUCCAUGUGCAGAAACCUCACUGUUCUUUACCUGUAUGAUAAUCAGAUCACACACAUUUCCAACCUCGACUUCGCCUUCAACCUCACCCAUCUGUAUAUGCAGAACAACGACAUCACUCAUGUAGAUAAUCUCUGCAAUCUGCAGAAACUUUCCAAACUGUAUCUGGGUGGAAACAGAAUUGCAGUGGUGGAAGGCUUAGAGCAGCUCCAUGAGCUCAAGGAGCUUCAUCUGGAGAGUCAGAAGCUGGCACCAGGGGAAAAGUUGCUCUUUGACCCCAGGACUCUGCUCUCACUUGCUGAUUCUCUUUGUGUCCUGAAUAUCAAUAAGAACAACAUUGAUGAUAUCAGAGACCUGGCAGUGCUGAAGGAACUCCGGCAUUUUUCUGCUGCUGACAAUAAAUUGUACAAUAUGGAGGAGCUAGAAGAUGUGUUCAGCCUGUGGCCUCAGCUCCUUCUAAUGGAUUUAAGUGGAAAUCCUGUGUGUAAAAAGCCAAAGUACAGAGACCGCCUGAUAACGGAGUGCAAAAGCCUUGAAGCUCUCGAUGGAAGGGAAAUUAAUGAGUUAACCAGACAGUUCCUUAUUAACUGGAAAGCAACCAAAGAGGCCAAGAAGAGAAAAAACAACAAGCACGUGCUGUCUGAAUCAUCAGUCUCCUAUCCUUUAACAAAUGACUUUAACAUGGGUCAGGGUCCACAUCCUGGUCACAUCUACAGUCACGCCAACAUGCAGAGCUGGAAGCCACAGCAGUCUCUCAGGGCACAGAAAUUAGAGAUUCCUGUGGCUGUGUCAUCAGGCACCUACAGUCACAUGGAGGCUUAGGACAAACCUACCAGUCGACUAACACCUCCACUUUACGCACACAUCAGCCAGAGCCCAGGACAGGCCAUGCAUCUGCC
Stegastes partitus (bicolor damselfish) is the source of this 1037-nucleotide messenger RNA. RefSeq names its product protein phosphatase 1, regulatory subunit 42 (gene ppp1r42). The transcript has 8 exons. Gene Ontology annotation, molecular function: protein binding. NCBI's taxonomy places the organism in Eukaryota, Metazoa, Chordata, Actinopteri, Pomacentridae. The record is from RefSeq and is a predicted model, not a curated record. Bases 1 to 960 code for a protein of 319 amino acids.